GUUCUUUCUCUCCCCUCCUGAUUCUUGCCACCGGGUGCAGGACACUGUCCUCUCCCUGCAUGAUGGCAUGCUCAAGAACCUGCUCCCGCAUCCUGGGGCUGAGCCUUGGGACUACAGCCCUGUUUGCUGCUGGUGCCAACAUAGUGCUCCUCUUUCCUAACUGGGAUGUGACCUACCUGUUGAGAGGCCUCAUUGGCAAACAUGCCAUGCUGGGCUCUGGGCUCUGGGGAGGAGGCCUCAUGGUACUCAUUGCAGCUACCCUCAUCUCCUUGAUGGGCUGGAGAUAUGGCUGCUUCAGCAAGAGCGGGCCCUGCCGAAGUAUGCUUACUGCUCUGCUGUCAAGUGGCCUGGCUUUGUUUGGAGCCUUCAUUUGCUUUAUCACUUCUGGAGUCGCCUUGAAAGACGGUCCUUUUUGCAUGUUCGAUGUCUCAUCCUUCAACCAGACGCAAGCUUGGAAAUACGGUUACCCAUUCAAAGACCUACGCAACAGGAAUUAUUUAUAUGACCAUUCCCUCUGGAGCUCUGUCUGCCUGGAGCCUUCUAAAGCCGUUGUUUGGCACGUGUCCUUCUUCUCCGCCCUUCUGUGCAUCAGCCUCCUCCAGAUUCUCCUGGGCGUCAUUCAUUUCUUCAACACCUUCCUGGGCCUUUUCUGCAGCCUCUGUGAGAAGUCAUAGGAGAUGCCAGUGCACGGACUGGGGCUCUCAGCAGAAGCUGCCUUGAAUCCUUUCUGCAACUAUUAUUUAUGGGUAUGAAUC
Molecule: messenger RNA, 755 nt
Organism: Miniopterus natalensis
Lineage: Eukaryota; Metazoa; Chordata; Mammalia; Chiroptera; Miniopteridae
Gene: TM4SF19
Product: transmembrane 4 L six family member 19
Cellular component (GO): membrane
Source: RefSeq, a predicted model, not a curated record